This is a messenger RNA of Larimichthys crocea (large yellow croaker), 798 nucleotides long. Its product is annotated as cysteinyl leukotriene receptor 1-like. Gene Ontology annotation, molecular function: G protein-coupled receptor activity. The record is from RefSeq and is a predicted model, not a curated record. Gene Ontology annotation, cellular component: plasma membrane. Gene Ontology annotation, biological process: G protein-coupled receptor signaling pathway. Bases 196 to 771 code for a protein of 191 amino acids. The transcript is spliced from 5 exons. NCBI's taxonomy places the organism in Eukaryota, Metazoa, Chordata, Actinopteri, Sciaenidae.
AAUUGGCUUUCUGCCUGUGUGUGUGUGUGUGUGUGUGUGUGUGUGUGUGUGUGUGAGUGUGCCUUCUUCUUCCCUGGAACUCGAACACACCCACAAACCGACUCGCUGCAGGAUUUGAAUACCGGACGGAAAUAAGAGCAGAGAGACGGAGCACAGACGGACACACUGCUGACGGAGACAUGAAGCUGUGACAGGAUGAACGAACGCCUGCUAACCACCGCCAUCGCCCACGGCAACAGCUCUUGGGUGGCGUGUUUCCAUCACGACGAUGCGUUCAAGUACCGUGCCUACACCUUUACCUACGUGCUGCUGUUCCCUGUGGCCUUUCUCUGCAACGUCGCGGCGGUCGCCGUCUUCUUCCUGCAGAGCCACCGCAGAAACUCCGCCUCCUGCGUCAUCAUGAUGAACCUCGCCCUAUCAGACGGCAGCUUCUCCCUCACCCUCCCUCUGCGAUUGGCUUAUUACUUCAUGGGCGGGGUGUGGAAGUUCCCUGAUUGGCUGUGUCGCCUGUGUGUCUACGGUUUCUAUGUCAACCUGUACACAAGCAUCCUCUUCCUCACUCUACUGAGCGUGCUCCGUUGGCUCGCCGUGUCCAAGCCCCUGCGUCACCGCUCUCUAGCCACGCCCACUCGCACUUCAUUGGUCUGUCUGGGAGUUUGGCUGUUUGUGGGCGUGUCCUCGGCCCCCUUCCUGUCACAUGGGGUGGAAAUGAGGGAUGGACUUCCUCGCUGUUCGAGCCGUCUAGCCCCUCCUCUUGGGAGCGUGUCCUGAUCUAAACUACGUGGCGGUGGUUCUCGG